This is a messenger RNA of Dufourea novaeangliae, 942 nucleotides long. Its product is annotated as cell wall protein DAN4-like. The record is from RefSeq and is a predicted model, not a curated record. Bases 1 to 942 code for a protein of 313 amino acids. NCBI's taxonomy places the organism in Eukaryota, Metazoa, Arthropoda, Insecta, Hymenoptera, Halictidae. The transcript has 2 exons.
AUGCGCAACGUGAUUCUUUUGGUUACGUGUCUGUCACUGGUCGCCUGCGCAUGGGCGAACAAUCUAGUCAUCGGAGAACGAGAACUCGGUGACAGAGUAAUUGUGAACCGUGUGAUAUUUAAGCCAAAAAUAAUAGGAAGACCACAGAUCGCGAUGUGCAACGCAUGGGCUCCACCCGGUACCCAAAUAUCGUUGAUCAGCGUGACAACUCCACGACCGUUGACAGUGAGCAUCAGAGUCGAGAGUGGUGGCCUUGAAGCAAACCAUGUUCUCGUCAAGGCAAUUGGAUUACCCAGCUGGCCGAUUGCGAUAAAGUGUAUCAUCCUUGUUGCUCCCUCGAAAACCACCACGGGGCAGCCGACAACACCGAAGACCACUACUCCAAAGACGACGACUCCAAAAACAACCACCCCAGAAACAACGACUCCGGAAACUACUACUCCAAAAACAACCACCCCAGAAACAACGACUCCGGAAACUACUACGCCGAAAACAACCAUCCCAGAAACAACGAUUCCGGAAACUACUACGCCGAAAACUAGUAGUACUGGAUCAACGACUACACCGAAUCCAACUGGAACUACUCCUACAUGGCCAACGACAGGCAGCAGUACUGAAUCAACGAGUACACCGAAUCCAACUGGAACUACUCCUACACGGCCAACGACAGGCAGCAGUACUGGAUCAACGAGUACACCGAAUCCAACUGGAACUACUCCUACAUGGCCAACGACAGGCAGCAGUACUGAAUCAACGAGUACAUGGGAACCAACUGAAACUUCUCCUACAUCGCCAACGACAGGCAGCAGUACUGGAUCAACGAGUACACCGAAUCCAACUGGAACUACUCCUACAUGGCCAACGACAGGCAGCAGUACUGAAUCAACGAGUACAUGGGAUCCAACUGGAACUACACCUACAUGGACAACACUAACAGACUGA